This is a messenger RNA of Nanorana parkeri, 1444 nucleotides long. Its product is annotated as adenylate cyclase type 6-like. Gene Ontology annotation, molecular function: adenylate cyclase activity. NCBI's taxonomy places the organism in Eukaryota, Metazoa, Chordata, Amphibia, Anura, Dicroglossidae. Gene Ontology annotation, biological process: cAMP biosynthetic process; adenylate cyclase-inhibiting G protein-coupled receptor signaling pathway; intracellular signal transduction. The transcript has 6 exons. The annotation marks the transcript as partial. The record is from RefSeq and is a predicted model, not a curated record.
CCCACCAUUCACUGCUCAGCACGGGGGAGCCCCAGGUGCCCAAUUGAAAUCUCUCCCGAUCUCCCUCCCAAUGUCAUUGAAUUAGCCAGCUCUGAAGUAGAGGUCAUUCCCCACCUCUCCGCCCGACGUAAUAAAUGUCGUGUAUCGCCUACCCAACCAGGAGCUUCUGGGAAGCUACCAACACACAGUCAGGAGAGCAAAAUGUCGUGGUUUAGUGGUAUCUUGGUUCCCAAAGUGGAUGAACGUAAGACAGCAUGGGGGGAGCGCAAUGGAAAGAAGGGCAAACGCAAGAAUACAUCUUUGUGUGGUCCCCGUUACAUGAGCUGUCUACAAGAUCCUGAGAUGGAGCGCAACAGCCGCAACAACUUUAGCCUCCGUUGCACUUGGCAAGAGGACCAUUACGGAAAGAAAGGGGCAGGAGGUGACCUCGGCCUCAAAUCCGUUGCCCUUGGUUUUGAGGACGGGGAAGUCAAGGUCUCCAAAACUGGUUCAAUGGAAGCUGUUGGCAUGGAGGAGGGAGAGCACCAUCUGACCCCUAAGGAGUGCUGGACUAGGUUUCUACAAGUGUUCCAGUCAAAGAAAUUUCAGUCUACCAAACUGGAACGGCUGUACCAACGCUAUUUCUUCCAGAUGAACCAGAGCAGUCUAACUAUGCUGAUGGGGGCCCUGGUACUGGUCUGUCUGGUUAUGCUGAUUUUUCAUUGCACUCAUGGGGAGCCCCAGGUACUUUAUGUUUCUGUACUUGCUGUUGCCAUGGCCUUGUUUCUGUCACUCAUGGUGGUCUGCAACCGCAAUGGCUUUCACCAAGACUACAUGUGGAUUGUCAGUUACCUUGUUAUUGCCGUCCUGUUUGCGGUACAAAUUCUUGGGGUCUUUAUGGUCACCCCACGUAGUGCCUCUGAAGGGAUUUGGUGGAGUGUUUUUUUCAUCUACAUCAUCUACACUUUGCUUCCUGUACGCAUGCGUGCGGCAGUGCUGAGUGGAGUCAUCCUGUCUUCUCUGCAUCUUAUCAUAUCUUGGAGGCUGAACAUUGAUGAUGCCUUUCUCUGGAAACAGCUAAGUGCCAACGUGCUGAUCUUCCUCUGCACAAACAUCAUUGGUAUUUGUACCCACUACCCUGCAGAGGUUUCCCAAAGACAGGCCUUCCAAGAAACACGAGGUUACAUCCAAGCCAGGCUGCAUCUGCAGAGGGAAAACCAGCAGCAGGAGCGCCUCCUGCUGUCUGUUUUACCACGUCAUGUGGCAAUGGAAAUGAAAGAGGAUAUUAACACCAAAAAGGAAGACAUGAUGUUCCACAAAAUCUACAUACAGAAACAUGACAACGUCAGUAUCCUGUUUGCUGAUAUUGAGGGCUUUACCAGCCUGGCAUCGCAAUGUACAGCUCAAGAGCUAGUUAUGACUUUGAAUGAACUCUUUGCACGAUUUGACAAGCUGGCAGCAGUAA